CACAAUGUGUACAAUACUUUUCCUUCCGAUGCAGAAAUACCGAUCAAAACUUUAGCCUCUGUAUACACAAUUCAUCAAACAAAAAUGUCUCUAGGGCUAAUAAACAAACUCAAACCCACCAAACAAUUUCACCCUAUUAUACCCAAUUCAAUCCAAUUUCGUCAAAUGACAAUAAGCAAAAGAGUACAAGACAGGAGCAAAAAAAAGCGAGUUCAUGACCUGGAAAUCGUCACUGAAAAAUGGAAAAUCUUCUCCAAAAUCCAUCAUCUAAUGGAGGUAAUUAAAUCUGAACCUGAACAUAUUAUUUCCAUUAGAUUUCUUGAACAACAUCGUCGCCAAAUUAAUCUCCCUAAACCCUAUAAACUAUCUGAUUUCCUUCGAAAAUCCCCUAAAUUGUUUGAAUUGUAUAAAGAUCGUAAGGGGACUUUGUGGGUUGGAAUGACCCAAGAAGCUGAAGAAUUGCUUCAAGAGGAAGAGAGGGAAAUUCAAGCACAUUCUGAUAAGUUAGCUGAAUUUGUGACUAGGGUUUUGAUGAUGAGUGUAGAUAAGCGAUUGCGGGUCGAUAAGAUUGCUCAUUUUAGGAGGGAUUUUGGGUUGCCAUUGGAUUUUAGGAACAACUGGGUGCAUAAUUACCCAAAUUUAUUUAGGUUAGUUAAUUAUGAGGCUGAUGAUGGGGGUGUUGAUCAUGAGUUUUUAGAACUUGUUAGUUGGAAAAAUGAGUGGGCAGUUACUGAAUUAGAGAAAAUAUUGGGAAGUUUUACCGGGGAUGAAUUGAAUUCGCAUUGUCCAGGGAAACUUUCAUUGGCAUUUCCAAUGAAGUUUCCGCCAAAUUUUAAGAAGGUGUUUAGGUUUGGUGGGACAUUAGAGCAUUUUCAGAAAAGAGAGUAUUUGUCCCCUUAUGCUGAUGCUCGAGGGCUCGUGGCCGGAUCACAUGAAUUCGAUAAACGGGCAGUGGCUGUUAUGCAUGAAUUGCUUAGUUUUACUCUUGAGAAGAGGCUGGUUACUGACCAUUUAACCCAUUUUCGACGUGAGCUUGUGAUGCCUCAGAAGUUGAUGAGAUUGCUAUUGAAGCAUUUUGGUAUAUUCUAUGUUUCAGAGAGAGGGAAGAGGUUUCAUGUGUUUUUGAACGAGGCGUAUGAUGGGACUCAAUUGAUUGCAAAAUGUCCCUUGGUUCUUUGGAAGGAAAAGGUUAUGAAUUUAAUUGGUUACCGAGGAAAGAAAAAGAAGGUUGCUACUUUUGAGGAGUUUUCUGACAUUGAUGACAAGGACUUGUUCAAGAGUGAUUCUGAAGAUGAGAGAUUCCGGAUGAACCUUGAACAGGAUAGUACAAUGGGGGAUUUAGAUAGUGAUAUGCGUGUAAGUGAUGCUGAGAUGGACAUUGAGGAGGUUUCUAGUGCUUAUAAGGAUGGUUAAUCAUCUUUUGGCCAUGUUUUACUUUGCAUUCCUUUGGAUGAUUCUUGGCCAUACGUCUCAGUUUACUGUACCAAUCCGUCUGAUCGCAAUUAGCGAGAAGAGAAUCAAGAAGCUUGCACCUCAAAUAGCAAGCCCAGGACAGAGCUGGUGCAACAGGGGUUGCUACAGCAUUACCUGAUUCUGACCUGCGAUGAUGGUAGCAUUCAUACAUUCUAGAUUAGCCGAAAAAUAUCAACAUUUCUUAUUAAGUAUUUUUUGGUUGAUUUUUAGGUAUCAGUUUUGCAAUUUUGCCCACAAGUUAUCAACAUGAAUCCGAUAUAAAUAAAGUCUGAUAAUAAUAAUAGUUGGAAGGUUUUUGAAACUCUUUUGUUCAAAAAUAUUCUUUGCCUGCUGUGCCUGUAAAUUUGAGUGGCAAUUGUUGAAGUUUCCUGUGAAGCUGUCAUUGUAGUAUGAAAUAUCAAGUACCAAAUCAUCCGGAUGAAUACUCAGACGAGCAAGUGUUGGCGAGGCAAGCCAUGGUAUAAUCUGUGUUUGUGCUAGGACGAGCAAGUGUUAGCGAGCCAAGCGAUGUAUUUCUUUAUCAAAUAUUGACCUUAAUUUUCUUGUAGUAUUUGUAUUAUGUCAUUUUCAUAGCAACUUUCUUUUCUGAUAUUGUCACCUUAAUAUUGGGGUGUUUGACAAAAAAACAUAUUGAAUGCUUUUAGAUUAUUUUGACAUAAAGAUGGUUUGGUGGUACAACCUUCUAAUUUUAGUGUUUGGUAAAUUAACUGGUUAAACAUUUUAUUUUAAACAAGGUACUCUUAGCAGUAACAUAUGUUGAUAAUAUUGUACAAUUAGUGAGUGAAUGAAAAUUUUCUACAUUUUAAGUUUUUAAACGAAAUUGUGCUGAUAAUUUAUUAUAAUAAAUUACAAUAAACAUUAUAUUUCAAUAAGUUUACAUUUGAUUUAUAUUUUAUUAUUCAUCCACAGCAGGUAUUUAUUGGAAAAAUAUUAUAUUAUCCAUCACCAAUUACAAAAUUCAAGUCUUAAAUCCAAAUCUACUUCACAAG
Messenger RNA from Amaranthus tricolor (Joseph's coat), 2462 nucleotides. Its product is annotated as protein WHAT'S THIS FACTOR 1 homolog, chloroplastic. Gene Ontology annotation, molecular function: RNA binding. The transcript is spliced from 2 exons. Bases 85 to 1413 code for a protein of 442 amino acids. Lineage: Eukaryota; Viridiplantae; Streptophyta; Magnoliopsida; Caryophyllales; Amaranthaceae. The record is from RefSeq and is a predicted model, not a curated record.